AUGAUGGAGCCCGGUCAGCCAAGCCAGGACGAACCGACCUCGUGGGAUGAGCUCUGCAAUAUCAAUUUGGUUCCUUCAGAGUUGUUUUUCAAGUUCAGAAAGGAAAUUGAAGGGAUUCGUAUCGGUGUCAAUCUGGAGUUCUACAAUGCUCCCAUCAACGAUGUCCAGACUAAGCUUGUUCUGAAGCCAUUGUCAUCAGAGCGGAAAUGGAAGUUUAUAUGUGAGCCUAUCCGUCAGGAAAUCCGCAUCCAGUCCAAAAAGAUUCCUCUGACCAAAUUUCUAAACGUACAGGUUGGCAUAGGCCAUAGUUUCAAGAUGAAUGCACUUGCAUGGCAGUGGAAGCUUAACACAUGCCUGGGUGGUGAUGGUAUAUCCCGAAUCCGGAACAAGACGACACUCGGUCUGUGCCCUGGCCUAGAUUUCAGGUUUGGGUGGCGAGCAGAUUUUGUUCUCCCUGAAGUUACCGGGGCAUUAGGUAAGGACGAGUUGCUGUUCAACAUGAAGACCGGACGACUGGAUGCAUCAUUAGACAGGAUCGAGACGAUUGUAACUCAGACAACGUGA
Messenger RNA from Linum trigynum, 564 nucleotides. The record is from the annotation of a GenBank genome assembly. Lineage: Eukaryota; Viridiplantae; Streptophyta; Magnoliopsida; Malpighiales; Linaceae.